Molecule: messenger RNA, 1076 nt
Organism: Pungitius pungitius (ninespine stickleback)
Lineage: Eukaryota; Metazoa; Chordata; Actinopteri; Perciformes; Gasterosteidae
Product: olfactory receptor class A-like protein 1
Exons: 1
Coding region: 1-987 (328 amino acids)
Biological process (GO): G protein-coupled receptor signaling pathway
Cellular component (GO): membrane
Molecular function (GO): pheromone receptor activity
Source: RefSeq, a predicted model, not a curated record
AUGACCUCCGAGUUGUUUGUGCGCGGGAUGCUCUACGUGUCCCUCACUGUUUUGGGCGUGCCGGGCAACGCGGCCGUCAUCCUGGCGUUCCUCCUCUUGCUGCACCGGGACAACCGCCUCCUCCCGUCCGAUGUCAUCGUCCUGCACCUGGCCCUCGUCAACCUGCUGGUGGUGGGCGUCCGCUGCCUGCUGGAGACCGUGGCCUCCUUCCGCCUGUCCGGCAUCUUCGGAGACGCGGGCUGCAAGGCCGUGAUCUUCGUCUACAGAACGUCGCGGUCCCUCUCCAUCUGGCUCACCUUCGUCUUGAGCGCCUACCAGUGCCUGAGCGUCGCCCCACCCGGGUCGCGCUGGGCCUCCUGCCGCGCCCUGUUGGCCCGGCAUUUGGGCUUAGUGUUCUUCUCCCUCUGGCUCCUCAACACCUGCAUGUCCUCAGCGGCCAUUCUCUUCUCCUUCGGCAGCGAAAACGCCUCCAACCUGACGGGCUACGACGUCAACGUCCAAUUCUGCUUCGUCAACUUUCCCUCAAAGUUGUCCGUCCAGGCGAACGGGGCCUCCCAGGUGGGCAGAGAUGUGGUGCCCAUGGCCCUCAUGACGCUGACCAGCCUGGUCAUCCUGGUCUUCCUCUUCAAGCACAGCCGGCAGGCGAAGGACCUGCGCGGCAGCGGGGGCAGAGGAGGCGGGGCGGAGCAGCGCGCCGCCAAAGUGGUGGUAGCGCUGGUGACCCUGUACGUGGUCCUCUACGGGGUGGACAACGGGCUUUGGGUCUACGCUCUCACAGCCAGGAAGGCCAUGGAGUCCUCGCUGAUCUCUGACCUGCGUAUAUUCUUCUCUUCCCUCUACGCCGCGCUGAGCCCCGUGGUCAUCAUCGCGUCCAACAGGAAGGUGAAUGGGCGACUGAGGUGUGGCGUGAAGGGGAAGCCCGUCGAGGAGAAGGACACGUGUGGGAUGGCGCAUUGUUCACAGGGGGGCAGUGGAAUGAAAGCAUGAUUAUGAGGGUGAAUCUUUGCACAGCGUGGGUAAUCCGCGGGUCCCUUUUGUUCACCGGGUGAAUUCUGUUUAGUGAAAGGAACGGCAUG